UCUCACCGCGCGCAAACCGUAGCUAGGCUCUCCCGUUCGACCUCCCCCGCCGCCGCCGCCGCCGCAGUAGCAGCAGCAGACAUGGGGGCCUACAAGUACGUGUCGGAGCUAUGGAGGAGGAAGCAGUCGGACGUGAUGCGGUUCGUGCAGCGCGUGCGCUGCUGGGAGUACCGCCAGCAGCCGGCCAUCGUGCGCCUCACCCGUCCCACCCGCCCCGACAAGGCCCGCCGCCUCGGCUACAAGGCCAAGCAGGGCUAUGUGGUUUACCGUGUCCGGGUCAGGCGUGGUGGCAGGAAGAGGCCAGUACCCAAGGGUAUUGUCUAUGGCAAGCCCAAGCACCAGGGUAUUACACAGCUCAAGUUCCAGAGGAACAAGAGGUCAGUUGCUGAGGAGAGAGCUGGACGCAAGCUGGGUGGACUAAGGGUGCUCAACUCCUACUGGGUGAAUGAGGAUUCAACCUACAAGUACUUUGAGAUCAUCCUUGUGGAUGUUGCUCACAGCGCUAUCCGCAAUGAUCCAAGGAUCAACUGGCUGUGCAAGCCUGUGCACAAGCACCGUGAGCUCCGUGGUCUCACCUCUGCUGGCAAGAAGUACCGUGGUCUGCGCGGCAAAGGCCAUACUCACCACAAGGCCAGACCUUCCCGCAGGGCCACCUGGAAGCGCAACCAGACUGUCUCUCUUCGUCGCUACCGUUAGGCUUAUGUUCUUUGUGGCAUUGUUACAGUGGAAUUCGUCCCAAGCAGGAUAUCUGUUUGCCUUUAAUUUUGGUAGUGUUCUGAAAACAGUGAGCCAUCUUCUAUAAGCAAUGUUGCAAUUCUCUCUGUUUAUCUAUUUAUUUGCCUGUGAUGGGACGAAGAAUGACUCAGUUACCGAAUGAGCUGGUUAUCAACUUAUCAUAGUUUGGAGUCUA
This is a messenger RNA of Oryza brachyantha (malo sina), 910 nucleotides long. Its product is annotated as 60S ribosomal protein L15. Bases 82 to 696 code for a protein of 204 amino acids. The transcript has 4 exons. NCBI's taxonomy places the organism in Eukaryota, Viridiplantae, Streptophyta, Magnoliopsida, Poales, Poaceae. Gene Ontology annotation, biological process: cytoplasmic translation. Gene Ontology annotation, cellular component: cytosolic large ribosomal subunit; ribosome. The record is from RefSeq and is a predicted model, not a curated record. Gene Ontology annotation, molecular function: structural constituent of ribosome; RNA binding.